Molecule: messenger RNA, 1982 nt
Organism: Aphanomyces astaci
Lineage: Eukaryota; Oomycota; Saprolegniomycetes; Saprolegniales; Verrucalvaceae
Exons: 1
Coding region: 57-1808 (583 amino acids)
Source: RefSeq, a predicted model, not a curated record
GCAGCCACAAUGUUACGUCGCAUGGUUUGGUGGGGAGCACUGCAUAAUCGCAUCGAAUGGCAGUUCGCAAUGUCAGCUCCAUUUCGCAAUUCACCAUGGCAGGUCCCGUGGUCAAGACACCGACGGACGCCGAAAUAGAGGCUCCCGCUACUUCGUCGGGUGAAGCAUCAUUCCCUCUGAAAGCACGCACGUGGAUCUUGUCCCACAAGCGGACUGCCGCCCUCGUGGCCGCGCUGGCCGUGGUUGGCACAGUUCUCGGUGCCGUCACGGUGGAGCAUACGUUGUUUACGAACAAGGCGUCCCAGUCUGCGACGUCGAUCUCGGGUGUGUGCUACGACUCGUACGACGCCGCCAACAUGGAAAAGCAUUUCGGUCUCAUUAAGCAAAAGUUCAACGGCGUCCGCACGUACCAGACCAAGCUAGGCAACAAGAACAUGGCUGCGGCCGCGGGGGAAGCCGGGCUCAAGAUCGCAGCCGGCGCGUGGCUGCGCAACGGCAACGACUGGAAGGGCGACGUGCAAGCUGCAAUCGACGCGCACAAAAAGUACAGCAACGUGUUAGCCAUCUACGUCGGGAACGAAGACCUCAUGCACGGGAUCAAAGCAGGAGAUAUCAUCGGCAACAUUGCCACGGCCAAGGGCAUGGUCAAAUCUGCCGGCGUUAACAUCCAGGUCGGCACGGUGCAAACUGACGGCGACUUCUUGGCCAACCCAGAAUUGGUGAACGCAUGCGAUACUAUCGGCAUCAACAUCUACCCGUUCUUUGGUGCAUCCGAAGACUCGUGGAAGACACCCGUGAAGGAUCUGACCGCGCGAUGGAACGCGAUUACGAACAAGUAUGGCUACAAAAAUCCGCGGCUCACGGAGACGGGGUGGCCGUCCGGCGGUGGCAACAACGGGGCCCACGUAAGCAGCUACGAAAACGCCAAGUCGUACUUUGAAUCUUAUUCGAACUGGGCGCGCAGCAGUGGCGGCGACGCCUCGUUUUACUUUAUGUUUCACGACAACCCGGGCAAAGGCGGGUUUGAAUCGCAAUUUGGCAUCUCCGACUCCAACGGUGUGUUCAAGUUCAACGUGGCACCAGCCCCAGCGCCAGCCCCGGCCCCAACAUCUCCCCCCACCGCCCCGCCUACCGCCCCGCCUACGCCGCCUCCCACUGACCCGCCCGCGACGACGACGUCCCCCCCUAAGCCGACCUAUCCCCCUACAACGAGCCCCCCUCCCCCAGUCACCACCGAAGCGCCUACUCCCGAACCCACCACCACGUCGGCCCCAACCACCACCACUUAUAAUUCGACCGCCCCUGAGGCUAGUACCAACACAACUACAUCCUCGCCUUGGUGGAACAGCACCGACGUCGGGUCAAAUAGCACCAACGGCACACUGGCCAACGCAUCGUCGACGAUCCUCCUGGACGCGAACACCUCGUCCCUGCAUUUGCCAGACAUCUGGUCCACCCCGACCGAAGAGAACGAGAUCGACACGGGCGCAGUGAAUGAAGGGGCGCCACAGCCGCCAUCGUCUCCAAAUGGCGGCGACGGCGGUGCUACGUCGUCGUCAUAUACGAACACGACCAAAGUGAACGGAGUGGCGCUCAAGUCGGGGAAAACCGAGAGCGCCCCAACCAUCUCGAUCCUCCUUGGAGUUGUGGCCGCGGUCGGCGCGGCCGCUGUCGUGGCGCUGAUCGUGUACAACCGCCGCCGGGCCCAAUUGGAAGAUUCCAAGGACGACAUUGAAGCGUACAAUAACUCGUCCCGCGACUUUCGCUCCAUCUUGCAGACCGGUCAAAGCCACAUUGCCGUGUUGUAACGUAACCACCACCACCACGUUAUGUGGGCCGUUCUUAGUUGUGUGAUGUAUUGUGUUGUUAAUAUUGGUUGUUGUACUUUUCAUUGCAUCCUCUCAAUACCAAAAUUAGCACCACAAACUUCUUGUAUCGUUGCUAAAUCAGAACCAAAUUGUGAGAAAGCUUGUACUUCUCUA